AGCAAUGGACCUCACAGUCAACAGACACUGGGUGUGCGUACAGCAGUCGGUCGGUCGGUCGGUAGCUCCACCGGCAGCAGCCCACGGAGAGAGAAGACAUCACCUCACGGCUAUUUUCCAUUGACCAGUAAAGAGCCGGCAGAGAGAGGAACAGUAGAGAAGGCGAGCACGGGCGGAGAGGAUAAUUGCAUUUCUGGCUGCCCUGUGGGAACAUGGGAUAUAUGACCUCAUCAUUCACCUGUGAGGCUCUCCAGUAAACAACUCCAGAUAGAAGGAUGACGGAAGCAGCUGUAGAGAGUGCACAUGUCCUCCUAAAACCCUGUGAUGUGACGCCAUGUGAUGUCAUCAGCUGCCCCUCCCCACCGUCCUGCGAUCAGAGGGAGAAUGAGGAGUGUCGCCAUGACAGUAAGAAGCAGCAGGAGCAGCAGAAAAGCUGUAACCAGGUGCAACCAAAGAAAAAAGUUAAGGCCAAAGGAAAGUUGGUGCGGAGUAUGGCUGUCUGCGAGGAGUCAUCAUCAUUUGAAGAAACCCAGGCAUCUCCAGAUGCAAACAUCUCAUCUAGCUGCCAUGACAACGAGAUAACUUCCUGUAAGGAGGAAGAACAGGAGAACAGCACAGACCCAAAGAAACCCUCACUGUCCAAAGAGUCCAGUGUGGAGUACACCGACUCCACCGGCAUAGACCUACACCAGUUUAUUGUCGACACCCUCAACAGCAACCCCAGAGACCGAAUGAUGCUGCUUAAACUGGAGCAGGACAUGAUCGACUUUCUCACCAGCAAUAGUUCCUUUAAGAAGUUCCCUCACAUGUCGUCCUACCACCGUAUGCUGGUCCAUCGGGUGGCGGCCUACUUUGGCAUGGAGCACAAUGUAGACCAGACAGGCAAGUCUGUCAUCAUCAACAGGACCAGCAGCACACGCAUACCGGAGCAGCGUUUUCUGGAAGAGGUGCACAAGGACAAGACAGAAGAGAUCCAGCGGUGGAAAAUCAUUUUGAAGAGAGACAACAGCUCAGAUGACCAGACCCGACUUCACCCCUUACGGGAGAAACAAAGCAAGUCAAUGGAGGAGAGAGAGGAGGAGUACCAAAGAGCACGAGACCGAAUCUUCAACCAAGAGCCACCUUGCACCCAGGAGAGCGCCCAUGCAGAAACCAGGGCUGCGGAGGAGUACAAUCCAUAUGCUGAGACCCAGAGGAGAAGGCAGCUCUUCAGGGGGAGCCGUGACAGCUCAGGCUCCAGCUGGACAGGCAGCAGCAGGCAGAGUAGCACUGAGACCGACUGUCGCUAUAGCAACGACCCCCGACCUUGGAGCAGCACAGAUUCUGAUUCGUCUUACCAAUGGACGAGUCCCACCUCGAAGCCCCGCCAAGCUGCCAACCACAGCUGGGACGCACGUGGUUCAGGCUCCAUCUCUCUUUACAGACUGCCAUCCACCUGUCCCCACCCCUCCUCCCCUCCCAUCCUAGAUGAGCCGGCUCCUAACUCUGCCUACAUAAUGGAGAACGGGAUCCCGCCUGGAAGCAUACUAGUGAACCCACUUACUGGGCAGCCUUUCCUGAAUCCUGAUGGGACCCCUGCUGUGUACAACCCUCCGGACAGUCAGCAGCCAAUCAGGAGCCAGACUCAGCUGCAAAGCUCUCCCUCUCAGCACCAACAGCAGCAGGUGGUUCAGUAUUCAUCUGUCUCUUACACAGCCCCACAGAUGUUGCCUGUCACUCCCUCACAGCCAUACACCACAAUUGAAGAUCUCUCCUCGCAGCUUGCUCAUGUAAGCUGCCAGUCGACGGGUGAAGCCCCGCCCCUCUACCCUCCCAGUCAGGGUUACAUCUAUGCAGCCCCUCCUCCUCCUCCCCCUCCCAACCCCACCAGCUACUGCCAACCCUCACCUCAGUUGCCUGUGUAUUACUACAGCCAGUACCCUACCUCAGCUCAGCACCCAUGCAAGCCUGUCUCACCCAGCCAGCACAUCCACAGCCAGGCAGCACAACCAACAGCAGGUUACACCCCUGCUGUGGGGGUGCAGCAGCAGUCUUCACACCCCCAGACCCAGGCUGUGCUAGGGACCUACUCACCAAUGGCCUCUCAUCAGCGUAGCGUAGUUCAGGGAGGUGUUUCAGUGUCCUAUCCCCAAAGUAAAGUUGUUGGUGAGGCAGGUUACUGCUGCGUGGUGGCCCCCCCACCCCUCCACCACGGCAGCUGCCAUCCUCCCAGCUGCACCAACCUCAGCGCCCCGGCCUGGAGCGCACAGUACUGAUGAUGCCUCGACGGAUGGAGCGAUGAUACACGAGUUCCUGCGUGAAUUCACAUGCAUACACACACACACACAUUCAUAACAUAAACACCUUUUUAUCACACUCCCUCACCUACACCCGCCUUCCCCCUGACGAUGCCCACAGGGUUCACACUUAUAACAAGCAUGCACACACACACACACACACACACACAAACACAAACACGCAUAAACACGCACAUAUACACAGAAAUGUACCACUGUACCAAAGCUUAAUAGUAUAUAUCAGAGCUGCUGUAUUGAAUGCAUAAUUUAUAUACACAAAUGGAGUUUUAUAUUGAUAUUAAAUUAUAUAUUGUGUUCCAAGGAAAUGCACUGUGUGAAUAGAAUAAAGUGCUGUGGCUGGAUUGACAAUGUCACAUUUCUAUAU
Molecule: messenger RNA, 2661 nt
Organism: Centropristis striata (black sea bass)
Lineage: Eukaryota; Metazoa; Chordata; Actinopteri; Perciformes; Serranidae
Gene: arpp21
Product: cAMP-regulated phosphoprotein, 21
Exons: 20
Coding region: 276-2255 (659 amino acids)
Cellular component (GO): cytoplasm
Molecular function (GO): nucleic acid binding
Source: RefSeq, a predicted model, not a curated record